Molecule: messenger RNA, 1560 nt
Organism: Lachancea meyersii CBS 8951
Lineage: Eukaryota; Fungi; Ascomycota; Saccharomycetes; Saccharomycetales; Saccharomycetaceae
Source: the annotation of a GenBank genome assembly
AUGGCUCGAAUGGUAGCAUCCUCAAGGGCCGGUGGCUCUAAAAAGCAGAUUCUGGUUACACAGGAUGACUUUUAUGACGAUGCAGUUGCCAAGGAAGAACAAGCCGAAAGAUGGGCCUUAUCCGAUAUUAAGAAAACAAUCCGUCAUUAUCUAUUAGCAUUUGAGUCGUAUGAGAAGGGUCUGAGAGCUCCUGAAGCUACCUUGAGUGGUAGCUGUCACAUCUACUAUAAUCAAACAAGACUGUUACUGAAGAUGCACACGGACUUUGUUGCUAAUGACGGACACAUCAAUAUACUCCAGUAUGUCAAUUUGGCAGAUCUAGGCGACUUGACUGUAUUGUUCAGACCUUUGAAGUCAAUUGUCGAGCGAUUUGAGCUCACUAUCGCAGAGUUCAAAGAUGAGUGUUCUUGGGAUCUUCAUUUCAACCUUCUGACUUGCUAUUACAGCCUGCUUGAAGACUACGAGUCCCUUACCGGUGAAGAAGUUCUGCAAGUUUUUGAGAAGUUUAAAAUUCUGGGCAACAAACUCAUUCAGUUGCACGUACAAGAGCUCGAAUCAUGGGAUGUGACCAGUGGUGAUGACGCCACUGCUGAUCAGCAAUAUGGAAACCCUGCCGUCCCAGAGACUUCUAGCCAGAAUGCUGAUGCAGGAGUCCAGGAACCCGAGUCUGUGGAGAUGCAAGACGAGAUUACGGCUUGGACCUUGGUCGACACACUUUCCAUGUGUUACCGUUGUAUUUCAACGAUCAUGGAAAUACUAAUAGAGACCAAUAACGGAACACUCAAUACUAUGAAUCCCAUUCAAGUCGGCUACUUAAACGAUAGUGCCCAAGCAUUGAAGUCGCAGCUGAACCUGUUUCUGAACAGCACCACGUAUGUUGAAACGAAUUCUGCUGAUACGGAGGAGUUGAAUCUCGCGAUCUGGUCCAUCGAAGGUCUAAAAGUCGCUGUCACAGAUGGAUAUGAAGGUGUCAAGUCUUUUAUGAGCAACCUCCAGAGCGCUGAACUCGAAAAACUGCUCAUCGCAGUGGAUAUUUUGCAUCUCACCGCCCAAUCAUUCCAACAAAAUAGCUACACACAACUUUGGGCUGUUUACACUGAAAUUGCGCGCAUUUUGAGCGCCGCUGAAUCUCAAGUUGCCCAAAAGAGACAAGACAUUAUAAGUGGCCGUCUCAAAGACAAAGACAAUGAGCUAAGUCCCACCGUUUUCCAGCUUUGCGACGUGAUGAUAAGCCGCUCUGAUAAUGAACUUUUCCGCCACAUGCUCAAGACUUCGCAGCUAAACAGUAAUGAUCCCUCCACGACAGACGCGAGUAAUGCGAAAACCGCCGCUGUGCUGCUGAAAAAUGCCCAAGUACUGCUGAAAAACGCCAAAGCGAUAGCCGAAAAGCCAUGUGGAUUUAGGGAAUAUAUAUCAGACAAACUCAAGCGCAACUACGUUUUCAAGCAAGCAGAAGAUCGCUUGGAAUUUAUGAAUUCCGGAAAAGCUACUCCAACAAUCCUGGAACUGGCGCAAAGUAAUCCGUUCUACACGUCAAUUUCAAGCGCCAGAAAUACGUAA